AUUUUCAGUAUGUAUAAAGUAGAAAUUAAUUAUUAUAUAAAUUUUUAAUUAUAUACCUAAGAAACGAAUACACAAGGAACUAUAAAAAAUAUACAAAGUUUAAUUAUAAAUAUUAACAUAUAACAACACCAGCCAGAUAAGUGCAACGGACGGACGACGCAAAGUGGGCGGCCGUGCUACACGUGUUUUACUAAAUUCUAAUGCAGUUGUUAUGAAAAAAGAAAAUAAAAUAUUUUAAAAUUUAAUUAAUGUACUGUUUAGUCUUGGAUAUUGCUGACAACAAAAUAUGAAUUGAUGCUGCAAUCCUUAAUUAGCAUGUGCACACAGAUGCUCGUAUCAGGGUUAUGAUAUAAGUGGUGGAUCCGUGAGCUGCCAUGGAGAUGUCGCAACAGGGUGGUGCGGAGGCUGAGAGCCUAUUGCGCCCAGACCACAAGAAUGCCGUCCUUAUGCCACACGGGCAUCGAGGGUGGGACUUGGAGGGCGAGAAGGCUCCGUUCCUCCGUAACGAGCCCGUGAAGCUGACCCCAGCGUGGGAGGGUACCAACCUGCCAAAUGACACGCUCAACUUGAAAGGUAUUGCAAUGGACUUGGCGCCCCCUAAGGAUCGAUGGAACCUAAUUUAUUUGACACUGAUAAUACACGGCCUUGGCACGCUAACAGCUUGGAACAUGUUUAUCACUGCCAAAGAUUACUUUGUCGAUUAUAAAUUGGUUGAUGCAAAGAACUACGCGGAGCACUACUUAGCUUAUGUGGGUUGGGCGAGUCAAAUACCCAACGUUGUGUUCAAUUGGAUGAAUAUAUUUGUUCAGUUUGGAGGGAACCUAACCACGCGUAUCGUUUGGUCGCUAUGCAUCGAAGUGGCAAUAUUCGUAUUCACGAUUAUCCUAGCCAUGCUCGACAGCAAAGAGUGGCCAGAGGUGUUCUUCUGGCUUACCAUGUUGUCCGUUCUCCUGCUAAAUGCUUUCAACGCAAUCUUUCAAAACUCCGUAUACGGUGUCGCCGCCCGCUUGCCGCCCAAGUACACCGGCGCCGUGGUACUGGGCUCCAACAUUUGCGGGACUCUGGUGGUAUUCCUCAGUUGGAGUUCUGGCCUGUUCGAGAGCAAGCGCACUGCCGCCAUAUACUACUUUAUAGCGGGCAUGUUCGUGCUGCUCAUCUGUUUCGACACAUAUUUCGCAUUGCCUCUAAAUAGGUUCUACCGCUACCACAAUACACUACAGCAACGCACCCUCCGAGUGAAUCCCGCGCUCGCCGCCACCAACAACGAGGCGCGGCCCGACCCCCGUCCCGGCCAGCCAUACGGCACCAUCCUGCGUCAGGCCUGGGUGCAGAUAUACAACAUAUUCAUUGUCUUCUUCGUCACGCUCGCUAUCUUCCCGUCCGUGCAUUCUGAUAUUAAGCCUGUAUCAAUGGAUUUACUUGGAGACAAUUUUACUAUGAUUACAUGUUUCUUGACAUUCAAUUUAAUGGCCAUGAUUGGGAAUAUCACAGCCAGUUUAUGGCAGUUUCCGACUCGCCGCUGGCUGGCAGUGUUCACAACCUUGCGACUUCUGUUCAUACCAUUCUUCUUAGCGUGUAAUUACAAGGCCGAUGUUCGGACCAUACCCGUGCUGGUGACAAACGACUGGGUAUACUGGAUCGGGUCAGCCCUCAUGGGGUGGAGCUCUGGCCAUGGGAGCUCCCUCGGCAUGAUGUAUGUUAGCGGUAACGUGGCCCCGGAACAUGCGGCUACGGCUGGGAUGUUGGGUGCAGCGACGCUCGUAACGGGCAUCCUCUGUGGACUGCUGUUUACGCGGUUGUGCCCCAUCAUCGUCUCCAUACCCUGGGACGCCAUAUAGCGGAAGGUUACCCAUGCUGGCACCUUCUGGAAUUUUCUCACGAGGCGACCCUGACAGUGAAGUGAUUGUGUAGUGACAGUGUGAUAUGGUGGUGUUUACUAGGUGCAAUGUAUAUUGAUAACUUUUUAAAUGACGCGUAGUUAUAAUUUUUAUUAUUAUUUUACUAUUAAUGAAAACAUUUAAUCAUAAGUAUUGUCCCAUUGUACAAUACACAUAAUAAUUUAGUUACAUCUAGUUGCGAAGGAAAAAUUAUACGGUACACCUGUAGUAGUUUGUAAAAUGAAAAUACAUUUUACAGAAAAUAUACAUCAACAAAUUCUAAUAAAAUCACCUCAAAGUGACCUUCAGAGAUAUUGAAAACCUGGAUGCUGAAUAUACGCGUCAUUUAAGUGUGUAUAUCAUGCUUGACUUUUGAUUGUUAAAAGUCAAGUUUACAUAAUUGUUUGACUGAUAUAUCAAUUUUUAAUAGUUAUCUUAUGUUUAAAUUAAUAUAGUAGAAAUUGACGAAUAUUAUUAAAUAAGGUAUGUUUGAUUGAUGUUUCGACAAUGUUAAGUAUGCAUGUCAUGACAUUGGUGUUAUACCAUAGGACAUUAUCAGUUGUUUAAAUAUUAUCUUUUUAUUUUAACACAAUGUGUAAUAAAUUUAAUUUUAACAUAUUUAUUUGGUAGUGAAAUAGAAUUAUUGUUUGGAAUAUAGGUGGAAGGGGCAAUUAACUCUUUAUACAUAUAGCUUGAAGAACCUAAAACAUACAGGGUAGAAUGGUCUUUAACCUUUUUGUAAUGCAAGCUUGAUACUACAUUCUUCAGUGUAGGGUCAUCUGUUACUAUCUAUUAUAUCGGGUUACUAAUUUUAUACUAGUAACACAAAAGAAUAAUAAUAAUUCUUUGAUUUAUCUGAUUCACUAAAGGAGAAUUAGAGUAUAAUAAAAUAUGACAAUCAUUUCAGUUGUUUAUUGUCUGUAACUGGACAUAGUUCUCCUUCAUAUAUGUCACAAAUAGUUUUGUGAAUAUUAUAUACUCGUAUUCCUAUGAUAUACUACUAAUGUAAAUAACGAUGUUAGAAUAUUUAAGUUAAAAUUACGCUUCUACUAUAUAUAUCAUAAUAUAUAAGAUAAAUAUACCGCUAGUGUUCCAGUGCUGGUUACAAUACGGACUUGCCAUGAACAGUAUAUCUAAGAUUUAAACUAUUGAUUAUAUUAUAAAUUACUCAUAUUAUUAUCUACACUGUUACAAAUUAUGUAAUUUUAAAUUUAUUUUUAACUAAUAUGCUUGUUAGUUUUAAGCAUUUGUUGGCAUUACUUUGCUGUAUUUUGUUAAGCUUAUUAAUUGAGCGAGGCACCAGGAGUCCACUAUGUGCUUAGAUAAAAAUAAAAUAAAGACAUUGUAUCUUCAUGACAUGAAUGAUCAUGAAUGACAAGACAUGAUCUUAUGUAUGUAUAAUAUUAUUUUGAGCACAGAUUUUGCAAAUUGUUUCUUGAAAAUAAAUUUGAAAUUACAAUUAUUUGUAAUGGUGUAUUAUAAAUGGCAUAUGUAAAGUUAUACACAUUGUUCAAGUUUGUAAGUGCAAAAUAUUUAUAUUGUAGCUAGUACAAAGCAGUUGUAAAAUGUAUACAAAUUGUUUAUUGUAUUUGGUAAUUAAUUUUUUGCAGAUUUGACAUAUUAAAUAUAUUGUAUCUAAGAAAUAUUCACGAAUUUGUAGCUGGAAUUUAAUUGUAAUGACGUGAUAAUUCUGUUAAGGGUUAUUGUAUAUUUUUCUGUUGCUAUUUUUCUCUGAUUUUUAUUGUAGCAACUAUUUUCUUUUUAAUUUUUUGGAGUUUUUCACCUAUAUAUUGUUAUCUUAAAUCAUAUACAGUAUGUUUGAAACUGUUUAAUUUUCAACCUAAAAUUCUACAGCCACUCGAAUCAAAUGAACAAUGUUUUAAUUAAUUCAUGUGAUAAGUAUAUUGGAGAAAUUUUUCAUAUAGUACUGUCACGGGAUUUUAUUAGUACUCCUAAUAAUAUGCUAGUAUUUUGACCAGUUUCAUAAGUAUUGUAUAUUAAAUAUUAAUCCAAAGUGCUACUAUAGUAUACUAAGUAUAAAUAGGUAACUAAUUUAAUCUCAAAUUUAAAUGUCAUUAUGUUAGCUUUGUUACGCACAGUUUUAGCGUUGGUUUCUAUGUUAGUACAACGGUUGCAUUUUGUAGCAUUAUAAGUUAUUGAAUUGUUGCCCUAAUUUCAUAGUAAUAUUCUUUUAAUACAGGUGUUUGCAAGACUCCAAUAAAAGCAUUUAUUUAUACUUUUAAUUUAUAGGUGGUUGAAAGAAUACUUGGUUUUACUAUAAUACUGGAUUACUGUUUUUGAUUAAUUCGAAUUUUAUUAUUAUCUUCCUCUCGCAUACUGGAGAACUUUUAUAUUACCAAUUGGAAAUGUAUAGGAAACACACGUUUUCGUUACUCAUCUGUGAGAUAAUAAGAAUUAUGAUAAAAUGAUAGAUUCAUUACUGGAAUGCGGUUUUUUGAUUUGGUCACAAUCCGCGCUUAGCCUCUCAUUUGGGCCGUUUUGCGUAAAUCACUUAUAAAGCUAUAAUUUUCUUCCUUGUUUAGACAAAUUAAGUUUGUAAAUCUUAAAGUUAAUAUAAUAUCUAUCAAUUGUCGGAUCAUCAACUGUUGAAUGUUGGCAGGCUUUAGAUGUAAAAUGUUUUCUAUUUUUUUUAAAUCUCACUUCUUUAACACUUUAUAAAAAGGAUUAGCGAUAAAUUAAGUUUUUUAGACUGAAAUAUUAAUCAUUUUAUUGACUUUGUUUAAUUUUGUCCAAUAUUAAUGUGUCUUAGUGUAUUGCCAAUAGAAUUCCCAUUAAAAAAGGUGCUGUGUUCUAACUUCGUCAUCUGUUAGGUAUGUGUUCAAAUCUUCAGACCAAAUAGAUCUUCUGUAGUUAUGAUCAAAAUAAUCAGUGCUUUUAUGUUGCCCUAAUAGCGAUUGUUAGUUUUUAUUUAAUGUAUAGUAAAAGUUUUUUAUUUUA
Messenger RNA from Galleria mellonella (greater wax moth), 4835 nucleotides. It is a transcript of the gene Ent2, whose product is annotated as equilibrative nucleoside transporter 1. Gene Ontology annotation, biological process: nucleoside transmembrane transport. The coding region runs from base 375 to 1838 and encodes 487 amino acids. Gene Ontology annotation, cellular component: plasma membrane. The transcript is spliced from 10 exons. Gene Ontology annotation, molecular function: nucleoside transmembrane transporter activity. The record is from RefSeq and is a predicted model, not a curated record. Lineage: Eukaryota; Metazoa; Arthropoda; Insecta; Lepidoptera; Pyralidae.